Molecule: messenger RNA, 951 nt
Organism: Chelmon rostratus (copperband butterflyfish)
Lineage: Eukaryota; Metazoa; Chordata; Actinopteri; Chaetodontiformes; Chaetodontidae
Exons: 4
Coding region: 70-573 (167 amino acids)
Source: RefSeq, a predicted model, not a curated record
AGGAUCAUACUGCAGACUGCGUUCUGCUGCUGCGAGCUGGAAAGACGCCCGGCGCUGCUUAACAGAAAGAUGAGGAUGAGGGCGGUUCUGGCCCUGCUCUGCAUGACCUUAACAUGUGGAGCUCAGAAGUGGAAACAGGAAACCUCACGAUUGGACCCUAAAGCAGAACACACCAGUGGCAAGACUUGUUCCAACCUGACCCAGGUGCUGGACAACUGGAAAUUUGCCAUUGUAACCCAAGUGAAAGACCUGCUGGUCAAUGACCACGCCUCUGUCCUACCUGAGUACAACAGGAUCCAGCCCCUGUCAGAUGCCCUGGGAGACCUCUACAGGCAGUUUAACUCCCUAAAAGAUGAGCUGGUGGUGCUCACCUCAAAGUUUGACCAUUUGGAGGGUUUUGUGGACGACCUCAAGGAAGGCAGAUUCACUGUGCCUCAGCGGCCGGUGCAGAGGGCCCCCCCCAGCGUUGGUCUGAGGUCUCCACUGCGAGCACAGAUGAGAGCUCCUGUCAGGGGCAUUAUCAGGGGGCCAACACUGCUCAGAGCGAGGAGGAGAGGGCCACAGAGAGUUUAGUCCUGUUGCUGCCAGGUUUUCGUCUCGUAUCAAUGCUGAUGUAUCAAACAAAAAUUUUUUUUACAUAUUUUUAAAAAGAUGAUUAGUUUCUAUAGUUCUAUUGAUGAGUGUGAUGUGAGAAUGGGUCACAUAAGCCUGACUGAUGCAUGGUGGAGAAAGGAUGACAGAUUUGUCUUUGCCUUUCUGUACAAAGCCACUUCUAACCACAAGGUGGCAGCAUUUAUCAAGUUAUGUCAACGGUCAUCCUGCUGCUUCCUCCGUGUGUGUCUGGACAUGGUUUAUAUUUGAGUUUUUUUUUUUUUUUCAAUGAAAAAUAGAUUCAUUUUCAACUUACAUUCAGCAGCAUGUGGUAUAUUGUAAAUGGACUAUACAGGCUUA